Molecule: messenger RNA, 2579 nt
Organism: Coccidioides posadasii C735 delta SOWgp
Lineage: Eukaryota; Fungi; Ascomycota; Eurotiomycetes; Onygenales; Onygenaceae
Biological process (GO): regulation of DNA-templated transcription
Molecular function (GO): DNA-binding transcription factor activity
Source: RefSeq, a predicted model, not a curated record
CUCACCCUCACCAUCAUCAACAUCAACUCCAUCACCCAUCAUCACUAAACAACCCUUCAACUCCAAUCUCCAAUCUCCAUUCCAUCUCCCUGCCAGUCGUUACCGGUAUUCACACCCAACUGGACCUCGACUGUCCUUGUUUCGCUGGGUUCGCUUCACAGUCCCUUGCGUGAACGACAUUCGUCUUCCGUGACACCUUUGCAUCGUCGCCGCCAUGGCUGCUACGGGAGAACUGCCCAUGGCCAUAUCCGCUCUCUCGCCUGCCCCGAACUACACCAGCUGCUAUGAUACAAGCGAAAUGGACAAUUACAUCAACUUUGAACCCAUAUAUCCGUCUCCGUCUCUUUCUCCUUCCGCCGAAAACAAAUCAUCCAACCCAACCCCAUCCUCGCAGCCAUACCAACAUUCCAACGCUGCAUCCCCUUCUCCACCAUCCAACAGCAAUGCCUUUGGCUCAAAUGCCCAAGCCUCCCAGCAAUUGUCUUUCUCCGCACCAAGCCAUCAGUAUGGUUCCUACCAGCAGCAAACCGGCCUGCCAAUGGGUGGUCUUGCCAACACCAUGGCCCUCAAUCCCGCUCCUGGUAUGAGCGUGGGCUUCAACGACCCGAGCUUUGGGCCGCCAGAUGGCUUCGGCUUAGUUAACAGACAUGGCGACAUGUUCCCGAUGAACUCAAAUUCAAUGUUUUCUUUCCCCAACGAUUCGACGGAUAUGGACAUGGAAUCCGACAACCCAGCCUUCCCCCAAGGUGCGAUGCUAUCAUCACAGUCCUCUAAAACUCAGUUUGUCGAUCCAAAUGCUGUUGGAGGCCAGGAGCUUUCGCCGGUCGCUCCGUCCACUCAGAUCGGGCGUGUGUACCCGGGAAUACACCAGCAGCAAGCUGCCAGAGCAAGGGCUGCUCAGCAGCAAAGGCAGCAAGACAUGCUUCGACGCCAACAGCAGCAGCAGCAGCAGCAGCAGCAACAACAACGACAGCAACAGCAACUUGCACAAGGGCAGCCACAGCCCCAGGGUCCACACGGCCAUUCCCGCCAACCCAAUCGAUCUCAGCAAGGCAAAGUAAACCGGCCCGUUGAUCCUCUCGUUGAGGAACGUAUUUCACGCCUUCUCCAGCAAAUGAGACAAAGCAGUGUUGUCAUUCGUGAAGAACCAUCCCCAAUGUCAAACGCACUUCCACAACCAGUGAAGCAGAAGAAAGACGAACAAGACAUGGACGAGGAUGAGCGGCUGCUGGCAAGCGAGGAGGGUAAGAAAUUGAGCAGCAAGGAACGACGUCAGCUACGCAAUAAGGUUUCAGCUCGUGCAUUCAGAUCCCGGAGAAAAGAAUACAUUGGGCAGUUAGAAGGUGAGGUCACCGCGAAAACCAAUGAAGCAAACGACCUUCGCCUCCAAAAUCGAGCCCUCAUGGAAGAAAAUGCCCGCCUAACAGAUCUCACCCGCAUGCUCCUCUCAUCUCCGCACUUUAAUUCCUUCCUAAACGACAUUAGCGUGAAUGGCCUUCCUCCCUCAUUGCAAAAGCAGUCAUCUACACCACAGGCCCAUGCGCCGACUGAUAUUCAGAACGAUGUGAAGCCAACCCCACUUCCGCAAGACGUUCAGAUCCAGAACCCUCAAACAGCGCUUCCUAGCAUCGCCGAAGAGCAUUUUGACUUUGCUUCAAUUGACUCAGGGUGGAAUUCUGGGAUUGACACAAACUUCUCCAAUCCGACCGUUCUCGCCGUUAUGGAGGUGCCCGAGAGCCCGACAGUUGAUGCAGAGGUGCUUUGCGGGAAGAGUUCGUUCUCCGUUGGGCCCUUGCCAUCUGAGGAAACCAAAGAUUUAAUGCCAACCAUAUCAUACCCAGUGCUAGACAACCGUAAGCCUGAGCCAGGGGAGCAGCAUCUUUGUCCUAAUCCCCCUGUUGACGUGGACGAAAACGACCCAUCCUUGGCACUCUAUCUCGACCAGCCUAGCUACGAACCAUCUGAUGCUGAACCGUUCGAAGACAUGUUUGGAGGUGCUGGCCUGGAGAAAGUUUUCGCUCGUUUUGACCUUGUUGUGGACUCAGACUUUGCGGACCAAAGACGUGUAGAUCCUAUUGCUGUACGUCGCUUCGAACGACUUCGAGCCAGCAUCGAAGGAGCAUAUCAACGCGUUACCCGUGUAACCUCUCACCUUGGAUAGGUGUGGUUUCACCUGUCCUGCUAUUACAGUUCGGCUAUCAUAUUUAAUUUUCUGCGGCCCUUAUUAUAAUCUCGUCUUAUCCGCGCCAUUCUCUGUCUCUCUCUAUCUUUUGCAAUUUCACCGGUUCGACACAUACUUCACAGCCUAAAUCUUCUCAAUAUUCCCUUCUCCCCCAUAGAAUUUAUCCAUUGGCCUAGGAUCUGACAGCGACUGCAUUGACUCGGUUUUAUAUAUUAUUGGAAUGCCACGUAUUUCUUUUGUUUCUCCUACAUCUACCUGUCCAUUUUAUCUCUUUUUUUUAACUGUGAAUACUGGGGCUAUAUUGUUAUUCUGUGGUCAUAGUUUAUGGGGAUCAUGUAUAGGUUAGACAAGCGUACUCUUCAACAUUGUGCCUCCAGCACCUUAGCUUUAGGUAGCU